CCUCUACUUGCUUCUACGGUCUACUAUAAUUGCUUUCUCUCACAAGCCUUUCUAAGAAGACCAAAUGACGGUAAGCUUUUUCUUAGCUUUGCUAGCGUCUUCAGCAAUGUUGACAGCUAUUAUGGCCCAACAACCACAAAAACCAUAAUUCACAGCGCCACUGCUGAAGGUGCAGGUAAAAUACAUUAGGCAACAGACAAAACAGAAUCACCAACAGUGUGCCUAGAUGGGAUCCCUCCAGCAUAUCAUCUUGAUCAGGGAUAUGGUACUGGACUUCGCAGCUGGAUCACCGCCGUUGAUAAAAUCGUACUGUUAGGUUGGUGGUUGGUGCUCUGGUAUCUCUGAUUGCCAUAAUCGUUCAAAUAGCGGCUUAGGUUCUUCCAUAAAGAUGCUUCCACCACAAGUCACAUUUUCGGGAAUUCUUCAUGACGAACCCAGAAGUAAUCCAGACUUUUACCAUUGGAAUGGAGUUAGGGUCAGAUAUUGCUAUGUGUCAUCGUUCACAGGUGAUGUUGAAGAUGUUGAUCCUGAUACCAAACUUUAUUAUAGAGGAGCAAGAAUCUUCAGAGCCAUUAUGAAUGAUUUAUCAAGAAAAGGAAUGCAAACGGCUGAAAAUGCAAUCCUAAGAGGAACUUCAGCUGGAGGAUUGGCUACAAUCUUGAAUUGCGAUAAGUUCAAGUCUCUCCUUCCAAAUGAUGUAAGAGUAAAGUGCGUUGCAGAUUCAGGCUUCUUCAUCAAUGCGUGAGCUCUUCUUGCUAUAUAUGCGAUAACUCAAGAAGUUAAAUGAUUUCGAUGUCUUAUUGAUUUAUGUCUAUGCCGUUGAAACUCAAGCGUUUCAUAAUUUAUGCAGCAAGACAAUAUCUGGUACUUUAGAUAUUCAAGAUGAGUAUUGGGGAGUGGUUACUUUACAUGUGAGUCCCAGUGUUUUUUGUUUUAGUAAAAUAUAUAUAUAUAUGUGUGUAUAAGGUAAAACAGAGCCCACUGAGCAUCCCAGUUUUCCGAUAGGAGCCCCUCGUAUCGGGGCUCGAGCAAAAUACCUUCCCUCGGGGGCAUCGGGACCACGUCCUCCGUGUCCGGUUCGAGCCUCAAGACUUCGGAGAGCACUACCAAACAGCUGCACAUGACUAACAAAAGGCUGUGAUGUCCGUGUCCAACCGGAUAUUACAACAUGAAUCUCGGCCUCUAUCGGCAGAAAAUCAGUGAUUAGCGAAACAGAAGAUUUUUACCUUUCUUAGAAUUGUAGUUAGGCUAAAACUCCACUAUUAUAAAAAGGAGGAAGCUUAUUAUUCAUAGCAUACAUUGUAACACGCAUACCAAGGUAAUUUAUUUCUAUUCUCUCUGUUA
Molecule: messenger RNA, 1344 nt
Organism: Nicotiana tabacum (common tobacco)
Lineage: Eukaryota; Viridiplantae; Streptophyta; Magnoliopsida; Solanales; Solanaceae
Source: RefSeq, a predicted model, not a curated record